AUGCAGGAUAAGAUGGAGCGCGUCAGAGUUACCAAUGAAUCGGCUCCAACGUUGUCCGGAUUAUCGCAGGAACUACAAAACCAACAGAUCGAAAUAGCGGCUUCAAACGUACGCUCAAGUUUGGCCGAAAUCGAAACGCAAGCCUCUAUGUUGCUGAACCGGUGGGAAAAUGUACGAAGCAGGUCCAUUCAAAAGCGCCGCUCGCUUGAUUCAAUGCCGGACGAACUAACAGUUCCCGUAGGCACUGAUUUGUCAAAGAAAACUCCUGCAGAAGUUCUGGCUAGGUUGGAGUGGCUUCUUGCUGGUUUCACGUCCAUGAACGACUUCAACGAUCAGGAACACAUCGUGCCAGCACUCGACGAAGUUUCCCAUCUCGCGGUGCUACAGCACGCUACUGCCGCUUAUUUGAACUCGUUCGAGCGCCCGCAAGGGCUAACAAGGAUCGCACAACAGCUAGCCUCCGAAACAUUGACGUGGCUCGUUUCAUUGUUUAAGUUUGACACCAGUCAAGCCGGCUACUUUCGGGACGAUGCUGAAUGUUUAUUUCAUGCACUGCGGAUGGCUCUCGUCAAUCAACGGAACGAAAACCGCCUUCAACGGGAUGUGGUCAUUUACCUGUCCGAGAUGGGAUAUCUUUUCACAGUUCAGAAUGUGUGUCGUUAUCUGGGCCUGCCCCUUGCUUGCAUUCAAAUCGUGCCGUGUGUCUCACGAGCCCCUAACACCAUCGAGGACGAAACCCUCGAAGAGACAGCCCCACCUGGCCAGAUGGACAUUAGCGCGCUGGAGAAGCAAUUGAAAACUGAUGAGGCGGCAGGACGGCAACCACUUUUUAUUAUGGCCACGGCCGGUUCACCUAUAACAGGCUGCUCUGAUGACUUAGUUGCGCUGGGUGCGCUGUGUUCCUCGCACAAUGUUUGGCUCCAUUGUCAGGGACUUGGGCUUGCGGCACUUGUUCUAUCUAACCGAUUCACCCCAAAUAAUACUUGGCCCACGUCAUUGACCCUAAAUCUCAACACAUGGCUUGGGGUAUCUGGUUUACCAGCGGUUCUCCUUUGCCAGCAAACGAGCAGCCGAGAGAUGACACUGUUCGACAACGAGUCGAUUACAGCGAAUCGUUUGAAUUGCCUUAGUGUGUGGUCUGCGUUGCAAACACUGGGCACCGAAGCAAUCGCCUCACGUAUCUUUGCAGCGUUCGAUUCGUGCCGAGCAUUCUACCAAAUGCUUCUACCAAUCGACGGCAUUAUUGUGCUAAGCAAAAAGCUGGUAGAGGAUUCUAGUGAGAAAUACCGAAAUUUGUUUAGCAACGCGUCCAACUUAUAUACCCUGUUGCAAUUGGCUGUGCCUACAGUAAUAUUUCAAUUCGACGGUUGCGACACGUUGCUUGUGGAUCACGAUAGAGAAACCACCUUAUCGUCAUCGGAUGGUCCGAAGUUUUGUAAGAAGACGGCAGAAAAUGCCGAAUAUUAUGAUCGGCUUAACAGUUGGCUGGGUCAGAUUCUACUGCGCGAUUGCAGUCAGCUCGCCCUAGAGAUCAUCGAUCACGAGCAGCACGGCAUCUGCAUUCGAUACCACCCUUUUAUACCUGGGUAUGGAGACCAGCUUCUGCUCGCUACUACGCCGCUAGCGUUUGUUGAUGUCGGAAACUUCAUUCGCGCACAAAGCGAAAUCCUGCAUGCCACUAUCCGGCAUCGCAUGCGUUUUAAUUACAUGGUGGAAGAAAGUAGCGUGCUACGACUAGUCGAGCUGAAUGAUUGGGCCGGACUCGGUGGCGUUCACUACAUACCCGAAGGCUGGGAAACAUUGCUUAACGAUCAGACAAAGGCGGAGCUUAACAAACUCAAUUCGGCGCUGGUGGACGAACUUCAAUCCACUGAUGGUGCGUUUUCGCUUGGCGAAAGUAGCGAUGGAUUAAUUUGUGUCCGAUUCGGUAUGGUCACCAUCGACACAGACAUCGAGGAGCUACUAGAGCUGGUGAUUAGUACCGCCCGAUCGAUACAAGAGCAUUCGAAGAUACUCGACACGAUGUCGAAAAUCCUGAAGAAGGGUAUCGAGGCGGCAACGAUUGAUUUGCAACGCGAGGCCGAGGAAAAGCUAUGGCAGGAAGGAAUUCUGCGUCAAAUGCCACUGGUCGGACGCGUUGUUAACUGGUGGUCACCUGUUGCGAAAGAAUCCGGCAUGAAGGGUCGCAGCCUUAACCUCACACAGGGUGUGGUUGAAAGUACUGAAAAUAUUUAUAAAUAUCACAUGCAGAUGACACCUAAAACAUCUAAUCAACUGCCUAGCAAUAAGGGUCCGCCGGCGCCGCUAGUACAGAAACCAAUUCACACCAUCGUCGACGAAAUUCGUCCGCUUCGUUCGCGUAACCCUAGCUCGAGUAGUGAGCUAUCUGGCAGCGGUACAGCUGUGGUUCGCACCAUCUUUCCAGCUUUUUCUAAAUCUUCUGUGACUGCUGGCGGUAACGAAUUGCCAAUGGAAUCACUAUCAACAGACGCAGCUACCAUACAAUAAGGAAGGUCCAAAUGGUUCACUGAGUCAGCCAUCGGCAAUAGAAGAGUGUUUACCAAAGGCUCAAAUGUUUUUUUUUUUACAUUUUCAUUGGACUUAUUUUGAUUCAGAAGAUUAUCCGUUAGAGAGGCCGUAAUUUACGACUAUAAUCGGUUUGGGCCGAAAACUAACUUCACUAGGAAACGAACUAAGUACCAAAUACUUUCACACACCAUUAGCUCUUGAGAGGUAUUAUACAGUUUUCGAAAUAUCCGUAUAUAAUUAGUUAAAUGAAACCCAGCGGUAGAAACAGUGGAAUGUUCGGAGACGACAAAUGCAUUCCGCGUUCUUUUUUUUAAUUGACACUCCGGACGCUCUAAAAGGUUAGCUGAUCGGUGCCCAAAAGACGAAAUUAUAGCAACAGUGCUUUGCUUUACCUCACCAAACAAAGCGGCGGUAUUCAGGACAUCACUUUGCCUAAACAAACUGUGGCUGAGCGAAGUAUACAAAAUUCCAUUUUUUCUAAAUUUGUUUUUUAAGAUAAAUAUAACCUACGAUAAUGCAGUUCAAACUCAGCCGCUCAAACCAACAAAUCGCACCAGGGUGGUUGCAAUUUCUAUUUUUUGUUCUAUAUAAACAAGACCAAUCAAACAACAUAUACCUAAAAAACAGUGGUUUGGUGAAGAUAACUUCAAAUAAUUCGGUUUCGUGUUGUCUAUGGAAGUGGCAAAAUGUUAACGCUUCUUCAACACAUGUAUGUGUUCUUCACACUUCUUCACUUUGUAUGUGUAAAUAGGCAAAUAAAUAAUCCUUUGGCUGUAUACGCAAAGAUCAUAGGUUUAAUGCGGAUAGCUUCCGUGGAACCGAUCUAUAAAAAUCGUACACGUCCCAAAAUUCCUAACCGACAAACCCUUUCAUGUUUUGAUGCCGUGUGAUCCUUGGCCCAUUAGUGCCUAUUAGACAAUAGUAGCUCUUUCUGUUGUGAGAUAAGUAUUCGUCAAUGGAACAAAUAUCGAGCGUUAAACUGUGUUUGCUGAGGAUUUAUUGAUUUCCGGUUUCUUUCGGCGUUUUUCUUACAUUUCAUUCCCCCAUAUCGCCUUUCGAGUUCACUACAAUUUCAUUAUU
Messenger RNA from Anopheles cruzii, 3609 nucleotides. Its product is annotated as pyridoxal-dependent decarboxylase domain-containing protein 1. The record is from RefSeq and is a predicted model, not a curated record. The coding region runs from base 1 to 2508 and encodes 835 amino acids. Gene Ontology annotation, cellular component: intracellular membrane-bounded organelle. Gene Ontology annotation, molecular function: pyridoxal phosphate binding; carbon-carbon lyase activity. Lineage: Eukaryota; Metazoa; Arthropoda; Insecta; Diptera; Culicidae. Gene Ontology annotation, biological process: carboxylic acid metabolic process. The transcript is spliced from 6 exons.